GCACCUUUGCGCAGCGGCCGCCUUUAGCUGAAAGGUCCCCUCUGAGUGCACAAAGGCAGCUGCUGUAGGAACUGUUCAGUGCGAGAGACGAGCGCUGAGAGGCGUAAUAAACAAUCUCCGGCUAGCUACAGACAGGGACGCGGACUCGAAGUAGCUCCCCGGCCCAAGCCCGUAGUUUUACUCCGAGAAACCGGAUUCCAUCGUCAGGUUAAGACUUAUACAGAGUUCCAGCAGGAUGGAGGUGGAGAUGGAGGAGAUCCCCCAGGACGAGCCCCAACCUGAGCCUGAGAGCCAUGUUACCAGAGACCAGUGCUGCCAGACAGACGAGCCACAGCCCAGCAGCCCUAACCCAAUGACUGACCUUAACCCUGGCCCCGACGCAGCCCCCAGGACACCAGGGUACUGCGUGGAGCCAGGUGACCCUCCUCUGUUGCAGCUGCAGCUCCAGACCUCCAAGUCUGGCAUCCAGCAGAUCAUAGAGGUCUUCCGUUCAGGUACUGCCCAGCUGAAGCACAUGCUGCUGAAUGAGGUGGACACCAUCUUUGAGUGUAAGACAUGUCGCAGCUUGUUCCGGGGCCUGCCCAACCUCAUCACCCACAAAGAGUACUACUGCCUCAUCAGACUGCCCAAGCCCGACGAUCCAGCGGGCGAUGGUGACAAGCAGAGCGGGGCCAUGAAGGACCUCCUGGAGGCCAUCUACCCCAGGAAGGACCGGCCGGACUACGUGAUGCGCCUGGAGCCAAUCCAGACCUCCAAUAACGCUGUGUUCCAGUUCAUGUCCUCAGAGGAGGAGCUGGCCCACUUCCCCCGGGCUCCACACACCCCUGGAGGGACCCACACACACAGCCCUGAGCCCUGGGGGGAGCAGGGAGGGACGCCGGAGAAUGGACAGACAGGAGAGGGGGAGGAGAGGAGGAGGAGUGACCAGGAGGAGGAGGCGGGAGGAGAGGAGGUGGCGCAGCCCGAGGAGGAGGGGUCUACGAGCGGGGUGGAGGACGUUACCAUCUCGUGCUGCCUGUGUGGUAAGGACUUCAACUCUCGCCGCAGCAUCCGCCGCCACUGUCGCAAGAUGCACCAGACCAAGCUGGAGGAGCUCCGGAAGUUCACAGAGACGCGCACCGUUCCCAUCAGCCUCCUCUCCAUGGUCAAAGGUCGGUCUCGCCCCAUGCACACGCCCAGCGGCAAGUCCUGCCCCGUCUGCUUCAAGUCCUUCGCCACCAAGGCCAACGUGCGGCGCCAUUUUGACGAGGUGCACCGCGGCCUGCGUCGGGACACCAUCACGCCGGACAUAGCCACGCCCGGCCAGCCGCUGUCUCUGGAGGCCACGCCGCCCCGCAAGAGCGCCAGCUCCUCCCCCGCGAGAGGUCACACCCCGAAGAGCGGAGGAGCCUCGGGGGCUACCACCCCUCAGCCCCCCAAAGCCUCCACCGCGGUGCCCCCUGCCCCUUCUCUCCUGGCAUCGGCCCUGUACAACCUGGCCUCCUGCCGCUGUCUGCUCUGCAAGAGGAAGUACAGCUCCCAGGUCAUGUUAAAGAGACACAUGCGCAUCGUCCACAAGAUCUACAAUCUCAAGAACGUUAGCUCCGUCUCCACGACCGCAACCACAUCCACGGUGACCAACAACAGCAAAACAGCCACCAACACUGACAGCACCCCUAGCAACAGCUUGAGCAUGAAGGAGGAGGCGGUUGAAUCCUGGGACGACCCUGACUCCAGCCCCGCCUCGUCGCCUGGCGACACGGACAGGAAGGGCGUCACCGUGGCAACCAAGUCAGGUCAAAAGAUCAAAGAGGAAGAGGGUGGGAGCAGCCCCAAGACAUCAACUCGUUCUACUUCCAUCAACAGCACCGGUGGUAGUAGUAGUGGCAGUGGGACUCUUGGGAGACCCCCUCAGAAGCUCUCGGUGGGGUUCGACUUCAAGCAGUUGUUCUGCAAGCUGUGCAAACGUCAGUUCAGCUCGCGCCAGAACCUCACCAAGCACAUCGAGCUGCACACGGACGGCACAGACAUCUUCAUCAAGUUCUACCGCUGCCCGCUCUGCCGCUACGAGUCCCGCCGCAAGCGCGACGUCCUGCGCCACGUGACGGUGGUGCACAAGAAGUCGACGGGCUACCUGGCCAAGAUCGUGCCCAAGCUGGAGUCGCGUGCGGUCAAGCGGCCGGCUGAGGUGGUCCUCAACUCUGCCCCCAAUGCCAACAACAACAAGAGAGGAGGACCAACAGUCAAGGAGGAGGUGAACGGGUGCCACUCGGCCCCAGUCACACGCAAACAGGAGCUCCUCAACUCCUCCUCCUACCCAGUCACACGCAAACAGGACCUCCUCUCCUCCUCCACUCCGGUCACUCGCAACCAGGAGAGACAGGAGAGGCAGCAGGAGGCCCAAACCGGGUCACCUAUCUCCCGUAAGAACGACAAACAACACCCCGACACCCCUGCCCCGACGCCGCCCCACACACGUCGCCAUGACGCCCACCAGGAGAGCAGCAGCAGUAGCACAGAGGUGCGUGUCACCAAGAACUUCUCGCUCCACUCGUGUGACGUGUGCGGCCGGGCCUUCGCCAAGAAACUCUACCUGGAGUCCCAUAAGAGGAGCCACCGGAACGCCACGCCACCGGUCAGCACGCCGCCCAGCGGCGCCAGGGCUAAGGGAGUCAGCACUCGGUCCAAGGCAAUGCUCUGGUGA
This is a messenger RNA of Oncorhynchus nerka (sockeye salmon), 2683 nucleotides long. Its product is annotated as zinc finger protein 800-like. NCBI's taxonomy places the organism in Eukaryota, Metazoa, Chordata, Actinopteri, Salmoniformes, Salmonidae. The record is from RefSeq and is a predicted model, not a curated record.